Molecule: messenger RNA, 3816 nt
Organism: Scophthalmus maximus (turbot)
Lineage: Eukaryota; Metazoa; Chordata; Actinopteri; Pleuronectiformes; Scophthalmidae
Gene: trib1
Product: tribbles pseudokinase 1
Exons: 3
Coding region: 613-1701 (362 amino acids)
Biological process (GO): protein phosphorylation; positive regulation of proteasomal ubiquitin-dependent protein catabolic process; regulation of MAP kinase activity
Cellular component (GO): nucleus
Molecular function (GO): mitogen-activated protein kinase kinase binding; ATP binding; protein kinase activity
Source: RefSeq, a predicted model, not a curated record
AUUCGUGGCACCGUGACACACGCAGAAGACGAAGAAGAAGAAGAAGAAGAAGGGGAAGAAACAUGGAGAAGAUGAAUGUUUGAUCCGUGUGGCAGUCUGGUGUGAAAGGAAGAGCCUCGAACAGCAGCCGGUUUCAUCAGAGCCGAGCUGAGCUGGAGACGGUGCCGUUACAGGAUUGCUCAACGGUUGUGUCACCAGGAGGCUGGACUGUUGGAGCUCGGGGCUCAACAUCACCGGAGCUCUCUCUCUCUCUCUCUCUCUCUCUCUCUCUCUCCCUCGGGGUGUGAGGCGGUCUCUCCUUCUCUCCUCUGUCUCCCUCCCUCUCCCUCCCUCUCUCAGUCGGAGGGCUCUGGGGGAUCCGGAUUUUCUCACCAGCAGUACGCAGACCUCGGAGCCGCGCGCAAUCGCUCUCCAAGCGGACGCGGAUUGGAUUACUACCAGAAGAGAGACGGGGGAAGAGCAGAAACAAGCCCGCAGCGUCGCUGAAUCCGCGCAACUUCCAUCUACAGCAGUGAGUCUCACGCGGAGCAAUGGAGCGCACUAUGUGACCGGACCCCCUGAGCAGUCGGAGGACACGUCCCAAGCCAAGUCGGGGUCUCGUCGGCGGCGGCGAUGGUGAAUCGGUCGAUCAGGAUGAACUUGCAGCGGGGCAGCCCGGCGCCCUGCGUCCGCGCCGCGAGAGUCGCGCACAAGCGGCUGGACGCGGACGAGCAGCCGCCGGCGAAAUGCGCCCGGCUGAGCGCCGAGGCGGGGGACACGCAGGGGCUCCUGGGCGCCUCGCCCGGGGCCCCGGGCAGCCCCGUCCCGCGGCCCCCCUCGGCGACCCACCAGGGCCCGUCCAGGAUAGGAGCGUUCCUGCUCCUGCCUCUGGCGGACCGGGAGAACGUGCACAGCGCGAUGAACACCGACACCGGCGACGAGGUGCUGUGCAAGGUCUUUGAUAUGGGGCUGUACCAGGAGAAGAUCAGAGCCUACGGGAUACUGCCCGCCCACAAGAAUGUGGCCGGCAUCAGGGACAUCAUCCUUGGCGAAUGCAAGGCCUACGUGUUCCUGGACAAAGACUUUGGGGACAUGCACACUUUGGUGAAGAGCUGUCGCAGGCUUGACGAGGAGCACGCCUGCAGGCUCUUCCGUCAGGUGGCCCUGGCUGUGGCGCACUGCCAUCAGGCUGGGAUCGUGCUGGGGGACCUCAAACUGCGCAAGUUUGUCUUCACCGACGAGAAAAGGACACAGGUGAGACUAGAAAGCCUCGAGGACUGCCGCGUCCUGGAAGACCCAAGAAACGACUCCAUGUCAGACACCCACGGCUGCCCCGCGUACGUCAGCCCAGAAAUCCUCAGCGGCUCCGCGCCUUACUCCGGCAAGAUGGCUGACAUGUGGAGCCUGGGAGUCAUGCUGUACACCAUGCUGGUCGGCCGCUACCCCUUCCACGACCCGGACCCGGCCACGCUGUUUUCCAAAAUCCGCAGAGGCCAGUGCUGUUUGCCAGAGGGCCUGUCGCCCAAGGCCAAGUGUCUGCUCCAGAGCCUUCUGAGGAAAGAACCCUGGGAGAGACUCACAGCGACUGAGCUGCUCGCUCAUCCGUGGUUCCAUCAGCCACCGUCGUCACUGGAAGUGGCACUGGGAGAACAGGAAGUGAGCUCGGCGGAACAGACGGUGCCCUCCUUCGACGUGGAAGAGGACCACGAUCUGUUCUGCUGAUGGACUUGAUUCAGCAGAGUCAGGCUGAAGGACCAAAACCAAAAUUGCUAUGAGGGAUUCAUUGUUGUUGUUUUUUAUAUUGGCACUUUUUAGAAAGUCAUAUGUCUACUGUUGUGUGUACAUACACCCUCAAGCUUUCUACUGUACUGUAUUUUGUCGUCGUAUAUGUGUUACUUGCUAAGGGCAUUGCUCACAAUGAUCAUUCAUUGUGUUUCUGUAUGUGUGUUUUUGAAAUUAUUUGUGGUGCUAAAAGAAAUAACAAGGAAUCAAAACUUGCCAGAUUAUUUUAACAAAAAUAAUCACUGCAGGCUAAUACGAGUGGAUUACAGGAAUUUAACUCUGGCAAACAGCGGUCACCAAUGCCCGGACUCCAGAUAGCAUUAGAUUAAUCCUGAAGGGCAGUGGAGGGGAUCAGGAUGUUGUUCCUCUCACUCUCUGACCAGCCUGGAGGCUUCACAGACUGACUCACCGGACCGGCUCGAGGAAGGCCUCGCACAAGCUUCGGCCUCGCACAGCGGGCAGUGACACACGGACUGAGAGCGACGCUUAGCAGUGGACUGAUGUGUCACACUCAGCGGGACGCCACGAAAGUGUCUCGCUGCCAAUCUGGCAACCCCUCGGCAAGUGGAGAGCAUUUACAAAUCUCACACCAGGCGCAGAGGGUGGAGAAUGGCAGGGUGUUACUGGUGCAAGACUUGCGGGAAAAGUGGGACGUGUUUGUCACACACACACACGUACACACACACACACACACACACACACUCAUGCUCAAAAAAUAUAGCAGUGAUACUAGGCCAACAUUUAAUCAUUUAAAAAAAAAAUCAAAGCAUGCUCCAUGCUGAAUAUUUAACAUAAAGGUUAAAUAUUCGGGAAGUGUCUUAUCACCAUGGUCAGACCUUCCGAAUUAGACGAUGAUCAAUUUGUGCGGCCCUGCUGAAAACUUAACACUAAUGCUUCUGGUUUGAAAAAAGAACGCAGGGAUGCAGGGAUUAAAAUCUUUUAAAGAGUCUGUCACCUGCCUUAGCCGCAACAGAGGCAGGAGACUGUUGUCGGAGCUGUUGAAAUGGUACUUCCCACACAUACAAUCUGCCUUCCCUCUCUGUCCAACAAUACUUGCUUUUUUUCUUUUUUUUUUAAAGAAUAUCCACCAAAUCAGAGAGAAACAUAUAACAGGAAAAAAAACGAAGACGCUCUCAGUCGAGCGUUUGGACGUGUUCUGUGCAUUUCCGUUGGAGCUCUGUGUUGCUCAAACAGAGCCGGGCUGUUCUGAGUGUUGUGCCUGUAUCACUGUGUUUCAUAAACUGAACGGCUCUGAAUCAGUCACAGUCAGGCGACGUUUGAUGUCGGUUGUCUGACGAUGACUCAACACUUGAGCGCGUCUGUAGAGAAUGGUCCUGACCUCGGCACGAAGAAUCUGCCCCGACUGUUUCAGCUCUUUAAUGGUACUUUCCCCCCCCCCUCCCCUCCGUUUCCUUUUUAUCAUUUUAUUCUUUGGCUGUUGGAAGCUGUGGAUGCAUGGAGACUAGUUAUCAUAGUUAGUGAAAUGAUGUACCACGCUCUAAAUGAUGUGUUAUCUUUGAUGGUGACGGACGGACGCAGCGCUUCAGUGACGUUUAGCCUCACAGCCUACUGUAGGUCUGCAGCCAGCUAUUUCAAAUUGGGUACAAUGAUCUUGACAACUGUACCAAAUCUGGCAUAUCCGAGAAGCGCUUUGCAUUUAAUGUUUUGGUCAAGCAGCCGGCAAGUGCAACGUAUGUUGCAGUUCUUUCAUUAUUUUCUCUCAUCUGCAUGAGAUACCUGGUGGGGAACAGACUCGUGACAAUCAGGGGUUCUUUUCUUGCAGAGAAGUAAAUUAAGAGGUUUAGGAUUUUUGGUUCGGCUGACGCAUGUAGAGUGAGUCACACGUUCAUGUGACAUGUAGAGUGAACGGACACGGGUGCACAAACUUCAUAUUGCACUGUGAAUUAUGUAAUUGUGACAGAACCUGGAGACUUUUAUUGGUCCAAACGGGUUACACAAAAGAGUUAUAUUCAUUGUAUAAAAAGAUGUAAAUAUGUACUGUAUAUUUGAAACGUGUGGAGAUGUUGAAUAAAGAUCACAUUUUUUUCAUUUUCA